AUGUCCACGCAGUGGCUGCUUUGCCUUGCUUUACCUACCUGCUUGCUGUGCUGUGCCGUGCUAUACUGUACUGUACUGUACUGUACUGUACCGUGCCGGCAUGUAAUGUGCCGUGCCGUGCUCUACUCUGCUCUGCUCUCCCCAGUCUGCUCCCCUCGCCUCCACCACCCCCAACUUCACCUGCUCUCGGCCCAAUCCCGCAACAUGACCUCCCUGCCGCCCUGCCGCCCUGCCAUGCAUGUGCUCGCCCAGCAAGGACAUGUCUCGACUCCCUCCAUGGAUGAUGCCAUGUGCUGCGUGCUGCAGCUGGGUCCCGUAGCCGACGCUUCACUCGAUUAA
Molecule: messenger RNA, 339 nt
Organism: Bipolaris maydis ATCC 48331
Lineage: Eukaryota; Fungi; Ascomycota; Dothideomycetes; Pleosporales; Pleosporaceae
Source: RefSeq, a predicted model, not a curated record